CAAGAAAAGAUUGUCCUUUUUCUGCGGUCCAGCCACGUGAAAUAUGACGUCUAAGAGACAUAUAAGACCAAGAUGGAUGCUGGGUUCAAAGUCCUAUAUCGCAACAAUCUCACCUCCAUAGCUGGAUAACUCGAUAAAGGUCCCCGAGCGAAGAGACAAACUACAUCAGUCCAUCAUGGCCAAGCUGGAACCGUAUGUGCCAGGCUACUACCUGUGGAGCUACAUGCCCUCCAUUGCGGCAGCGGCUAUCUUCCUCGUCCUCUUUCUGGGGGCCACCGGAAUCCACUUCUUCAAGCUAUUCCGAUCCCGAGCAUGGUUCAACAUCCCCUUAGCCAUUGGCGGCAUCUUUGAGUUCAUCGGAUUCAUCGCAAGAAUAAUCUCGCACUUCCAUACAGCGGAGCUUGGGCCUUACUCUAUGCAGGGCGUGCUCAUCCUCCUCGCUCCAGUUCUCUUCGCCGCAUCUGUAUACAUGACGCUAGGUCGGAUCAUUCGGAGCGUCGAUGCAGAGCAAUACUCUAUAAUCUCCCUUCGCUGGUUGACGAGGGUCUUUGUGACGAGCGAUGUUCUUGCCUUCCUCAUUCAAGGCAACGGAGCGGGCUUGCAAGCGGUGGAGUCAAUGCAGACCUUAUCCAAAGUCAUUGUUAUCGUUGGCCUUAUCUUCCAAGUGGGAAUGUUUGUUUUCUUCAUCAUUGUCUCGGUUGUAUUCCACAAGCGUAUGCAAAAGCGCCCGACAUCCGGAGCACAGUCACCGUGGAAGUAUCACAUGCAUACGCUCUUCGCGGUCAGUGGUCUCAUCCUGGUCCGGUCAAUCUAUCGUGUUGUUGAGUAUGUGAUGGGGUAUAACGGCUACCUCUUGACGCAUGAGUGGCCACUCUAUGUGUUCGACUGUAUGUUGAUGUGGCUCGUUCUGGCGAUUUGGGCUGCGAGGUAUCCUGGCGAUAUCCAGACAGGGAAGCCUGAGAUGGAGCUCCUUGCGACACGGAGCGAUGAUGAUACGAUUGUAUGA
Aspergillus eucalypticola CBS 122712 is the source of this 1006-nucleotide messenger RNA. RefSeq names its product RTA1 domain-containing protein. Gene Ontology annotation, cellular component: membrane. NCBI's taxonomy places the organism in Eukaryota, Fungi, Ascomycota, Eurotiomycetes, Eurotiales, Aspergillaceae. The transcript has 2 exons. The coding region runs from base 176 to 1006 and encodes 276 amino acids. The record is from RefSeq and is a predicted model, not a curated record.